ACAUCACUGUAAAGUCCAUUAGUGAACUGGAGGGUUAAAGUUUCCACAUCAUACUGGUGCAUUGGCUCCAAACCAGCUGUGAUUUAAGAUUUUGUGUGAGCACAUGAGAGAGACCUUCCACUUUCAGCAUAUGAAUGUUAAAACAGCCUUCACACAUACAUCAUCCUGCACAGUGAAGCUCAAACAUCCAACUGAAGGAACAAGAAGAAAAACAUAUUUUUUGACUGGAGGGGCACUUUAAGUUCAACGUUUUUUUAUAGCACAAUAUACCCAAAUAACAUACAGGCCCAGAAAUGCAAUAAAUAAAUAAAAUAUGAAAAACCUCAGCCCUCAGUGUUCCCCCAAAACGGCUCUGUCUGCUUUAUUCUUGAUGCCAAAUCCUGCUUGCUUCCUGGUGCAUCAUUCAUGUUUUACAGUGUCAUGUGUCUUUAUUUUAACUCUCUUCUUCUUGUGGGCUAUAAUGUGCUUUCUCAUUCGGCAACAAAUUACCCAGUGACCAAACUGUGUCAGGGAAACGACUUCUUAAUUUGAGAUAAUUAACCAAAGUCGUUAAUCACCGCAGCGUGUGAACCCUGUGAACCGACCUGUGAAACGUCUCUCCGGUCCGUUAAUUGACUGCCUGUUGUUUCCCAGGACUUCACUCAUUUGUAACUGCGCCACCUAGUGACCGCACGACUGAACGUGGACCCCCAUACACCCCCUCCCUCCUCUCCUUUUUUUUAUUUAAUAAUUUAUUUUUUGUCACCGUGAGAAAUAAAGUGCCAGGAUAGAGCAGGGACAUCAGCAGCAGCAGCGCGCCACUUGCGAGAGCAGCGGCGGAGCGCUUUCACUUCUGUGCCGAUUAAAGUUGAGCGCGACACGCUGAUGACCUGCGAGCAUCCUCCGGGGAAACUGUGCAUUUGACUGGCUUAACGAGCGUCAGUUUCCAUCUCUUCACCGCACAUCAUUUGUUGCUGUCUUGGCUUCCGCUGACCGACAGUCCGAAGGCUGUGUUUCAACCCAGCGCACUGACGGAUACGGACAGACUCCCGAGGAUUACAGAUGGACUGGCUCACACCUGAGAUGUGAAGUGUGUUAUGUGAGCCAAGGUGUUUUCCCACCUCGCUGGUGGUGGGGAGAGAUGCUGCACUCCGUUGCCAUGACAGCAGAAGUUCUCUUUGUUCUCGGGUUCCUGAUGAGCGGCGCUCAGUGUAGCCCUAUAGCGACCUUACCAGCGAGCCGAGAACGUCUGGAAAAGGUGUUGACCCAAGCCAGGGAGGACAAACAUCAGGACAAGCCGGCCUCACAGGAGCCGCUAGGAUACGGUGCUCAGCAGCAGCAGGAGGAAAUCAAUGCCUUGGGCCCCAACAGGACUGCUGUGAGCCGUGCCAGGCCGAAUCUCAGCUCCCAGACACGAGGAUCUAAAGGCGGGAAGUCCCAGGAGCUGUGGAGUGAGCAAAACAGCCUGAACCAAAUAGAUGAGGGGCCCACCAGUGAUGUCACCCUCUCCCUGGAUGCCAUCGAUGAGUACGCCUACCCAGACUACAGGGGUAAAGGCUGCAUGGAUGAGAGCGGCUUUGUGUUUGCCAUCGGGGAGCAGUUCACCCCAGGCCCUUCAACAUGCCCUUGCCUCUGCACAGACGAGGGCCCUCUGUGUUCCAAGCCAGAAUGUCCCAAGGUUCACCCUCGCUGCAUUAAAGUGGACACUAGCCAAUGUUGCCCGCAGUGCAAGGAGAAAAAGAACUACUGCGAGUUUCGGGGCAAAAUCUACGCCUCGCUUGAAGAAUUUAAGGUGUCUCCAUGUGAGAAGUGCCGAUGUGAGCCAAGCGGGGAGGUGUUGUGUUCUGUGGCAGCCUGCCCUCAGACAGAGUGUGUGGAUCCGGAGUACGAGCCGGAUCAAUGUUGUCCCAUCUGCAAGGGCGGGCCAAAUUGCUAUGCAGACACAGCAGUGAUACCGGCCGGUCGAGAGGUGAAGAUUGAUGAGUGUACAAUCUGCUACUGCACAUACGAGGAGGGCACAUGGCAGAUUGAACGUCAGGCCACCUGCAGUAAGAACGAGUGCCAGCGCAGCUAGAGACUGGCACGGUGAGAGGGACAUUGGCACUCGACACCAGCGCCAAUUCGCAUGUAAACUCUCGGCCUUUCACCCAGUCUACUGGACAUCAGGGUCGGACAGCAGCCCUCGAGCAUCUCAGCAUUUAUAGUCACUCCUGUAUUGAAAAAAAAAGGCUUUUAUGAAGAUUUAUAAUCCACACACAGAAUAUCUAUUUAUCUAUGUAUUAAAUUAUUUAUGAAUAUAUACAAAUAUAGGAGUCAUUAAUGCUGAACUAGUUAAAAUAUUUUUUAUAGGCUCUGUAUUUUAAUAAGCAAUGUAUUGGACCAGAAGUCAAUAUAACAUAACAGAAUGUAUAGAACACACACAGCUGUCUUUGGAGGUGAAAACCUCAAUGUCUCGACAUGUGGUGUCAUCCAACAAAUCCUGACACCCGUCCCUCUACCACCAAAGUGCAGACCAGACUUGUGCUAUCCAUUUCAAAGUAAUGAGAAGAUUUGCUGUGUAGGAUAAUCAAGUGCAGUGUUAAAAACAACAAAGAGAAAACAGAAGGAAAUUCAAGCGGACCUGACUGUUUCCUGAUUUCUUUUAUCUUUUUGGAUGUUCAAAAUGUGUUUUGAUUUGAAAGUGCUUUUUUUGUAUUUCUCUUCGUACUGUGUGUUCAUGUUUCAAAUAAAUGCCAGUCUGUGCUCUGGAAA
Molecule: messenger RNA, 2730 nt
Organism: Thunnus maccoyii (southern bluefin tuna)
Lineage: Eukaryota; Metazoa; Chordata; Actinopteri; Scombriformes; Scombridae
Gene: vwc2
Product: von Willebrand factor C domain containing 2
Exons: 4
Coding region: 1121-2053 (310 amino acids)
Biological process (GO): negative regulation of BMP signaling pathway
Cellular component (GO): AMPA glutamate receptor complex
Molecular function (GO): protein binding
Source: RefSeq, a predicted model, not a curated record